CAUGAGCUGUGCACUGCCCUACGACUCGCUGUCAGCGCGGCCGAGCCCACGCCGAUCCAGCGAGUGGGAGCGCGAGCAGCACGCAGCACGACGGCUGUCCUCGCCCAGGGGUCCGAGCCUCCUCACCCCUACGGCAGUCUCCCGCCGGCCGUCGGCGCUCCCCGGAUACCUGCUCUCACCCUUCCAGGAUCAGCACGACUCGCAGCAGCAGCAGCUGCAACAGCAGCUGCAACAGCAUCAUCAGCAGCAGCAGCAGCAGCAGCGUCUCUCCUUGUCGCUGUGCUCCGAGGCCUCGCUGGCGCCCCCAGUGGCCCACGUGGGCAAUGCCCCACCAUGCUGCCGGGCGGUGGGCGUCAUGCCCCUACUGCGGCUGGCGCUGCUGGCCUUCAGCUGCAUGUUCUGGGCGGCCGGGCUGGCCAUCUUCACACUGGGCGUGUGGGCGCAGGCCUCCCUGGCCGACUACAUGCUGCUGUCGUCCAACCGCUACCCCAACGCGCCGCUCAUUCUCCUGGCCACCGGCGCCGCCAUCACCGCCUGGGGAUUCCUGGGCUGCCUGGGGGUGGCCGCCAACCUGCCAUGCCUGCUACGCGCCUAUGGCUUCUUCCAGCUGGCCGCACUGAUGGGCGGGCUUGCCGCCGGCCUCUCCGGGCUCUUCUACCGCGAGGACAUUGCCGGGGGCUUCCGCAGUGGCCUGCACCAGGCAGUGGCAGCCUACGGUGAGGACGACGGUCGGGCUGACGCCCUGGACAGCCUUCAGAGGGUGCUCGAGUGCUGCGGGGCCGAGGGAUGGCGCGACUGGCUCAGCUCUGACUGGGCAACCCAAGAUUUCUCUGGCGGCUCGGCAGUGUUGCCCGGGAACAUCACCUGGACGUCGGUGCCCGACAGCUGCUGCGUGCGACGUAAGGGCUGUCGCAACCGACCGCUGCCGGAGGGGGGCAGCCAAGGAGUGGCGGCAGCUGCUGGGAUCCAUCCUCACGGAUGCUUCCGGAAAGUGUUCAGCUUUGUCAACGACAAUGUCUUUCACAUCGCUGCAACUGUGCUUGGGCUGGCUUUCAUCCAAGUCGCAGGCAUCACACUGGCAUGCCUACUCGCCAACCGGUUGGCACCUCGGUUACAGCGACCAGGAGUUCAUUAACAUGUGUGGGUUGCGUACCCACUGGGAUCCCUGUGACCUCUGCACUACCAUAACUGGACAGGGCUGUGCCUCAGGACUGUGCCAUGGAAGUGCACAGCUGGUCGAAAUUCACCUGACCACCUGAAUUCCAAACUACAGUCUCGACCAAAUGGACAAACCAUUAAUAUGUUUGCAGUCAUUGCUGUUGUUAUUGUGAAACCAUUGUUAGAUAUCCAUGAGCCAUUCCUAAUCCAUUUGGACACUUUAGAUAGAUAGCCUACUGAAGGAAUGCCAACAUCUCUAUCCUGCUGAUUCUGAUUGUUUCGAGUUAAUACUGUAUAACACAGGACAGCAGAGACAGUACAAAAACAACUGUACUUGAAAAAAACUAAAUACAACUAUCACUAAGGUAACCAAGACCUUUAUCAGAUUUACUUCUGUAUAUAGUUAUUUAUGCAUGGACUUACAAAUGAGUAUGUUUCACGCUACUUCAAGUAUUAUAUCCUUAAGGCAUUUCAGAUAGUGAAUGAAUAAUAACACAUCCUUUAAGAAGCACUCAAAAAAGUUAAGAGCACAACACAAGAGAAUAUGGGAUUAAUUAAUACAAGGGAUAUUCACAACGGGACA
Molecule: messenger RNA, 1741 nt
Organism: Alosa sapidissima (American shad)
Lineage: Eukaryota; Metazoa; Chordata; Actinopteri; Clupeiformes; Clupeidae
Product: tetraspanin-7-like
Exons: 1
Coding region: 2-1135 (377 amino acids)
Cellular component (GO): membrane
Source: RefSeq, a predicted model, not a curated record